This is a messenger RNA of Zea mays, 1661 nucleotides long. Its product is annotated as NADPH--cytochrome P450 reductase. Gene Ontology annotation, cellular component: cytosol. Lineage: Eukaryota; Viridiplantae; Streptophyta; Magnoliopsida; Poales; Poaceae. The record is from RefSeq and is a predicted model, not a curated record. The transcript has 10 exons. Gene Ontology annotation, molecular function: NADPH-hemoprotein reductase activity; FMN binding; flavin adenine dinucleotide binding.
AUGAUGCAGUCUCAGAAUGAAAGCAUUAAUGGUAUAAUGUUGGAUAUUUCAUUCAGAGAGGCUCAAGUGAUAGCUGCAAGUAGUUCUACCUUGUGCCCAGUUUUCUUGUUCUUUAGAAAUUUGAUCCACCAAGGAGUUUGUUCAACAUGGAUGAAGAAUACAAUUCUUCUGUAAUAUAGCGAAGAAUGCAGCUGGGCUCACAUCUUUGUGAGGCAGUCAAAUUUCAAGUUACGUGCUGAUCUGUCCACUCCUUUUAUCAUGAUUGGUCCUGAGACAGGGCUGGCUCCUUUUAGAGGCUUCUUGCAGGAAAGGUUAGCAUUGAAACAAUCUGGGGCAGAACUGGGCACUUCAAUCCUUUUCUUUGGAUGCAGGAACCGUAAUAUGGACUACAUAUAUGAAGAUGAGUUGCAAACUUUCCUUGAGGAGGGGGCGCUUUCUGAGCUAAUUGUUGCAUUCUCUCGGUAAGGGCCAACGAAAGAAUAUGUGAUGCAUAAGAUGGUGGAAAAGGCCAUAGAAAUUUGGAACAUCAUCUCAAAUGGUGGUUACUUGUAUAUUUGCGGUGAUGCCAAGGGAAUGGCUAGAGAUGUACACAAAAUGCUUCAUACAAUAGUCCAAGAGCAGAGAUCUUUGGAUAGCUCCAAAACCGAGAGCUAUGUAAAGAGCAUGCAGAUGGAAGGCAGGUACCUCCGUGAUGUAUGGUGACACAUCACCUCAAAUAAGCCAUAGCUCUAGCGUGUGGAAGUAAAGCUGGCUUUGCGUGUAUGACAUGUCUAAUGCCAACCUAAUUGUCAGCUUUGGAAUGAAGCGUGCCAUUGAUAAUAUACUAAAAUGAGUUGAUCAGUGAAAUUCUUUGACAUCUAGCCGAGAAUUUUUGUUUGGUUAUCAAUAAUUCACUCUCAUUCAUGUGAGAUAUUGUGCUCUGCUUAUUUAUUGAUAGCUGACACUGGUCACCCAGGAGCACGAGAUGAGCGCGUUGAUGUACUUAGUACUGUGAAAUCAAACUGGAGGAGGCUGCAAUUCUGCAUUACACCUACAAAAAAUUCUCAAACCUAACCUCAAGAAGGGAUAGAUGUGGCUGCAAACCAACUAAAGAAGAUGUGAAGCAAUGUUUUAUCUUGGAAUUUGACCGUUUGGUACCGGGAACAUGUUGCAUGGACCGAUAGAGACACCAACUUGAAACUUUUAAGGAAGGAUGUAUUAACACAUAUAUAUGUGCCCAUGGCAUUCAUCGGUGGCCUCAAGGAAUCCGACGUCUAUCAAUGCAAUAACAUCAGCGAAAGCACAAUAAAAAACAAAGUCAUCAAACAUGGGUCUCGGAAACAAGGACCACAUCCGGCUAAACUGAACUGCUGGUCAGUCCAAAUUGGAAGGCGGUCACGGGAAGGUGCAGGUAAGCGUCAGAAAGAUCCUAGAAAUGGUUGAUGCCCAGGAAGGAGCAGCGAGGCCGCCAAUGUCGCCCCCAGGUUUUCUUGAGCUGGCUGAAAGCACCACUGCCUUUUCAUGACAUUAUGUGAGGCAUUGUUUGAGUAUUGACUGAGGUUGGUUUAACCAUGCGUGAUACAUGCAGCCUUGAGCAUACAGUGAGUCACUCAACAACUUUGGCGAAAGCCCAGAUGUUUUCUUGCAGUUUUUGAAAAAUAUUCCGCGCCCUGAUUUCAUGA